AUGGUUGGCCGAGAAAUCUCGGCAACAGCUGGCCGAGUGCACUCUGGCCGAGCUGGCCAAGAGCGGUCUGGCCGAGCUGGCCGAGAGCACUCUGGCCGAGCUGGCCGAGAGCACUCUGGCCGAGCUGGCCGAGAGCACUUGACAGCACUCGCCGAGAGCACUCUGGCCGAGCUGGCCGAGAAAACUCGACAGCACUGGCCGAGAGCACUCUGGCCGAGCUGGCCGAGAGCACUCGACAGCACUGGCCGAGAGCACUCUGGCCGAGCUGGCCGAGAGCACUCGACAGCACUGGCCGAAAGCACUCAGGCCGAGCUGGCCGAGAGCACUCGACAGCACUGGCCAAGAGCACUCUGGCCGAGCUGGCCGAGAGCACUCGACAGCACUGGCCUAGAGCACUCGAUAGCACUGGCCGAGCUGGCCGAGUGCACUCGGCUGGGCUGGCCGAGAGCACUUGGCUGGGCUGGCCUAGAGCACUUGUCGGGGCUGAAAUAUCGGUUUUUUCGGUUUUUUCCCACGCUUAAUCCCACAUUUUUUCCUACUGCCGAUAUUUCCUGA
Linum trigynum is the source of this 555-nucleotide messenger RNA. The record is from the annotation of a GenBank genome assembly. Lineage: Eukaryota; Viridiplantae; Streptophyta; Magnoliopsida; Malpighiales; Linaceae.